Harpegnathos saltator (Jerdon's jumping ant) is the source of this 1875-nucleotide messenger RNA. Its product is annotated as lipid storage droplets surface-binding protein 2. Gene Ontology annotation, biological process: positive regulation of triglyceride storage; lipid storage. Bases 433 to 1266 code for a protein of 277 amino acids. The transcript is spliced from 4 exons. NCBI's taxonomy places the organism in Eukaryota, Metazoa, Arthropoda, Insecta, Hymenoptera, Formicidae. Gene Ontology annotation, cellular component: cytosol; lipid droplet. The record is from RefSeq and is a predicted model, not a curated record.
GUCGUCGAGGUUUCCUCUGUUGUGUCACGUCGGCCGGGUCACCUGUCAAUUCCGUGCGUCCGUGACAUUGAUCUUGAGGGGUGCAUACUCUAUAACCGCUCGCACGUCGACCCGCAUGUUACAGUGCGCGAUCGAUCGCGCGCAACAAUGAGACGUAGUAAGCCGCGUGCAGCAAUUCUACAACUGGUACUUUGUAACCGCUCCGAACGUAACGUGAUAUUACUUUCGUUUGUGGCCAGUGCUUUCUAGUGUCCUAUUUCCUUUUUUAUUUUCUUGCAAAUGCUGUACGUGCGUCUCGCUUGAGCUACGAGUCACAUAAGUCGCUGAGGGAACGGUGUGUCAUAAAGAGUAGUUUGAAUUUCACUGUCACGAGGAUUCGAGGAGCUACUAUCGCUCUAUCCAUGAGAAGGAGAUCUCAGCUUGAUCAUAGCUAUGGAUACAGAACUCUCAGAGCAGUUUUAUCGCAUUCAAGCUGUUCAUCGUGCUCGUAAGAUACCCAGCGUCAAUUACUUGUGGGACAAAUCCACAGAGGUGUACGGACGUGUGAAAGGGGCUAACACAUUUGUGAAUUGGGCGUUCGACACUGUUGAGAGCAUGGUGAACGUGAUGAUAGAAAAAUCUUUGCCAGUUGCCAGAUUGAUCGAGAAACCGAUAUACACCCUGGACAAAACACUGUGCCAAGGCAUUGAUUUCGUCGAGGUGAAGCUGCCUAUUAUCAAAGAGGAGCCUAAACAGAUAUUAAAUCGUACCAGGUCCAUAGUAUCUGAACGUCUUCGUCCAGCAGUGAAAACUUUUACCGAUCUGACAUAUGAGACCAAGCAGCGAGUGAGGAUCAUGACUUUACUUACAUAUUACAAGGUACAUUACUUAAGAGUCUACAGUUGGCAGCAAGCGGAUAGAGUCAUGUCGACCGAGACAGGUAUCAAUAUUCUAAAGACUGUGGACAACACCACCGAUUUCGCUGAAAUCAUGUUGGACAAGUACUUACCGCCACCGUUGGAAGAACCUCAUCAUGACACAGAACGGCUCUGCAGUGAACACGCCAAGCUACAUCACACGAUGGAAAGACUGAGCGGAUUCAGUAUUCGGGCAUCACGACGUAUUUACUUUGCGCUGAUGGACAAGUUUUGGAACACGUAUAAAAUAGAGACGCUCAUUUUGAUAUUACACGGAUUGGCAGUUGUCCAAGCGAUCACGUUACUGGAGGUGAUAAUAAGUUCCAUUUUUAAGUUAAUCAGCGACUGCCUCUUCUCUCCGUUGUCAUAAAUUGGUUGCACGCAACCUACCACCCGCUCUGUGAUAAUCACGUACACAACGACGAUCAGACUACUUUUAUUACUUUUACAAAAAGUUAUGUUCGGCAUGAAAAUGUUAUUUACUCGCAAACUGCGAAUUUUACUUAAUGCGGACGUUGUGAAACAUACGUGAACAUUCGCAGAAUAACGUCGCGGCCCAAAGUGGAAUAAGAAGGAACUAUGCUCUCAGCUUCGUAAUGUACGACAUCGUUCCCUGUAAUAUUCCGUAUUUGCAUAUUUUUCACUUUUUCAGUAAACCCGACUGCCAUUUGUUGCGAGAAGCAACCGGAUUAUUUUUCAAGUAAAAUGACUUCUCAGAUAUGACAUGAUUUUAAAUAGCUCUUUUUUUAUAAUUUUUUAUAAUUUUUAAAUAGUUCUUAAUAGUUUUUUAAUACUUCAUUCGUACAAUCGCACGCAUAAGACAUUAAAAAUAAUAUCGUUGGCUUAAUACUGAGACAGAAAGAUAAUAAAAAUUAAAAUAAUCCGGUGUAUUAAGUAAGAAUAAUAUUGUAAUGAACCAAAAAAGCGUAAAAUUUAUGAUGGCAUUUCGCAACAGAAAAUUUUAAUUUAAAAUUAUAUU